Messenger RNA from Trichophyton benhamiae CBS 112371, 1428 nucleotides. RefSeq lists its product as uncharacterized. Gene Ontology annotation, molecular function: lipid binding; protein binding. The record is from RefSeq and is a predicted model, not a curated record. Gene Ontology annotation, biological process: endocytosis; actin cortical patch localization; plasma membrane tubulation. The coding region runs from base 1 to 1428 and encodes 475 amino acids. The transcript is spliced from 4 exons. NCBI's taxonomy places the organism in Eukaryota, Fungi, Ascomycota, Eurotiomycetes, Onygenales, Arthrodermataceae. Gene Ontology annotation, cellular component: actin cortical patch; mating projection tip; medial cortex.
AUGCUCAACAUCAAUCGCCAGUUUGGCAAGUUCAUGAAGCGUUCGGCGGACGAGAGCCAGGUCUCUGUUCUGCUCAAGGACUUCGAUGAUGCCGAUAAGCUGCUCCAGAAGAUCAUCGAAUCGAGCAAAGCAUGGCGCGAUGCGUGGUCUUCGAUCUUCACCUACCAGGCUCGCCUUGUCCAGGAGUUCGAGCAGCUAUACAACCCUAUCGUUGGCGCAUCGGAGCCGUCGUCAGACCAUACCCCUGCGGUCGUCCCCGAACAUACCCUACACCGCGUGGUCCGAUUGAGAGAGGAGUAUGACUCUUUAAAGGCAGACCUGGUCGCCGAAGUGAGUGCGGUUGAUGACCGGAUUAUUCGGCCAGCCAUGGACGCAAGAGAGUAUCUGCAGCCGCUUAAGAAAGUGAUCAAGAAACGAGAGGAUAAAAAGCUGGAUUUUGAAAGAUAUCAGGGUCGAGUAGACUCCUCGAGGAAGAAGACGAAGCGCUCUGACAGAGACAAUGCUGCUCUAGCAAAGGCAGAGGCGGAUCUAUCCAAGGCUACGGAUGAUUAUAACGCUGCAGACGACCAUCUACGCUCUGUCCUCCCUGGGAUAAUAACAGCCACUUUUUCUAUCCUCCCUCAUCUUCUUGGUGCACAGAUUGAGAUUCAAAACACAUUGCUCGCUCUCUACUAUACCGUCCUUCACACAUACUGUGAAGAGCAACAGCUCCCAUCUCCACCGCCGCCAAUGGAGGAUAUCAUCCGGACAUUCGAAGAUGGGUUUCUCAGCGUGCAACGUGAGAUAGAAAGCUUCAAUUGUGUUGCCGGCGGUAAAACAGCCCGCCAGCCACGGACAUCUGGAGACCAAAGGAACGGGAACCACCCCUCUUCAAACGGUCGUCCAGUUAUCGGUGCCGGCGGUACGUUGCGCAAGCCGUCUACUUCGCCCAACUCGCUUUCUCGCCUACCCUCUGCUUCAUCCAUGGAUUCCCGUCCCCGAAUCGGCCGCUAUACAUCGUCAUCGCAGCUGGACAGCCAGUCUGCGUCGGAACAACCAGCACACGAGUCUCCAAAUAAUAACAAUAGCGUCCACCACCUUGCUCCUGCUCCUACACCUCCCCACAACACACCCCAUUAUAUUCCUCCAAUACCCACCAGUACGAAACCAACACAGGCCGCAGCCCCUUCGAUGGGCGGAAUAGCAUCUCUUGCAGCUGCGGCCGCAAAGAAGAAACCCCCACCUCCACCUCCACCACGGUCAGCUUCUUCCAGCCAGAUACAGUUUGUCACUGCACUCUACGACUUUGGCGGUCAAGGAGCUGGCGAUCUCGUCUUCAAGGAAGGCGACCGGAUCCGCGUCAUCAAGAAAACUGACAGUACAGAUGACUGGUGGCAGGGAGAACUACGUGGUGUCAGGGGAAGCUUCCCUGCAAACUACUGUUCUUGA